Messenger RNA from Gadus chalcogrammus (walleye pollock), 5573 nucleotides. Its product is annotated as CD109 antigen-like. Lineage: Eukaryota; Metazoa; Chordata; Actinopteri; Gadiformes; Gadidae. The transcript is spliced from 16 exons. Gene Ontology annotation, cellular component: extracellular region. The record is from RefSeq and is a predicted model, not a curated record. Gene Ontology annotation, molecular function: endopeptidase inhibitor activity. Bases 601 to 2871 code for a protein of 756 amino acids.
CUUGCGGGACGUUUUGUGUUUCCUCAGGAGUGCAACACUGUGGUGUUGAGCGAUGGCCAACUACUUGGAGCCGGGGCGGCAGGUCAGGUGGAAAAGGGUGGGGCAAUAGAUUAUUAUGCCUUUACUGAACUCAUCAAACUCUGUAAAGAAAUCACCUCAAACAUGCAAGUCAUGCAUAUAACUCCAGUGACAGUACCAUAUUGCUGCUUUUUUGUGUUUGUCAUGUUUUUAGUAUUGUUGGGUUUAGGUGUAAUGAGAUUUUCUGUUGAUGUAUAUGCCAAAUGUUGCAAAAGCCAAUUUCACACCUUGUGUUUACAAUAAAGUUGUGUUGUAUUGGAAUGUAUAGCAACGUUUCGCUUGGUGUGGACUUUACUUUUGUUCUUUGCCGUCCUCUAGUGGACAACUUGUACAAUUGCAACAACUCAACCCUACCUAUUGCUAAGGCUUGACCUGUCCAGCUGGUCCAACUCAUACCUGGAUAAAACUAUAUCUCUUACCAGACGCUAUUCCUUGCUUUUGUCACUACAUGCAGGGCCAGGGUCAUUCCAGAGAGGAGAGCAGUGGAGCUACUGGACUGAUCAGGGAACUCCAGUGACCAGGAUGUAUGUGAGCAACAACCUUAGCGAUACGACAUGGGUCAGUCCGUCCUUUACCAUUCCCGACACCAUCUACUCCUGGAGAGUGGAAGCACUGGUGAUGUCCGACGAGCUGGGCUUGGGUUUCUCCGGGUCUGUCACCACCACCCCACCGAGAGAGUCAUUCCAGAGGUUAUUUUACAUGGAACUCCCAGAAAGUGUCAUCAGAGGAGAGGAGAUUGUGCUUGAGCUACGGUUCUUCAACAUCCUGAUGUGGGACUUGGAGGUCAUACUGCUGGUGGAGCACAACGAGGCCUUUGAGUUUGUUCUCGCCGUGGACGGGGACCUCGCUGUAGUGAAUGCAAAGAAAGUGACGGUGGGGCCCCUGAGCACUGUCCAGGCGUUCUUCCCCAUAAGGCCCUUGGCUCUGGGCGAGAUGGAAAUAUCGGCCGCCAUGUUUUCGGCGGAGGAUUCGCGGAGAUGGGUCCAGACCGUGCUCGUGAAGCCGGAGGGCGUCGCACGCUUCUACUCCCAGACGCUCCUGCUGGAGCUGGCACCCAACACGGACAGCGAUUCAUGGACCACCUCCUUCUCUUUCCCCCCAGAUGUGGUGCCGGGGAGCCAGAGGGUCCAUGUGGCAGUGGUUGGUGACCUCCUGGGCCUGGCAAUGGGGGGUCCGGAGAUCCUGGUAGAACUGCUUAGUGAGUACCAGGAUAUUGCGUCCUUCGCCUCCUGCGUCACCGUCCUCGAGUACCUGGAAGUCCUGGAGAACGGCCCCAUCAAAGCUAGGGCGCUGGCCGUCCUGGAAGAAGGUUUCCGGAAGCUACGGUCCGACCAGCGAGACGAUGGCUCCUUCCGUGCCUGGAACAGAGACUCAUCUGGCUCGACAUGGCUGACAGCCAUCAUGCUGCGGACCUUCCUCCGGGCUCAGCCCUACAUGUCGGCGGAGCAGGGCGUGGAGCUGCAGGGCGUGGUCAGGGGGGCCGCCAGCUGGCUGCUCACCCACCAGGGGCCCGGGGGGGGCUUUGCAGAGGCCGGACCCCGGGAGAUGAUGCAUUGCCAGGACGACUGCCCCGCUACACUCACCGCCUUCGUGGUCAUGGCGCUGUUGGAGGACCCGGAGUUCGCGCGCUUGUACGAACCCAAUAUAACUCGGGCCCUAGAUUACCUGAAGAGAGUAGUGCUGCCCACGACCGGAAACUACACCCUGUGUAUGAUGGCGUACGCCCUGGUCCUGGAGGACCGGCCUGCAGCCAGCCGUGUGCUGGCUGAGCUGAGACUGCGUGCCAACUACCUGGACGGCGACCGGUGGAGUUUGUCCGAGGCCCCGUGGGAGUUGGGGGCCCGCGCUGCAGAGGUAGAGAUGGUCUCCUACGUGCUGCUGGCCCUCUCCCGCAACGGCAGGAUAGUGGAAGGCUUCCCUCUCAUGAGGUGGCUGAGCCAACAGAGGAACCACUACGGGAGCACUCAGGCCAGGGUGGUGGCCAUGCAGGCGCUGGCGGCCAUCGCCUUCGUGGUCAAGGCUGAUGCCAUCAACCUGACCGUCCAGGUGUCCUCCUCGACCAUGAGGGGCGUGUCCCUCUUCAGAAUCACCUCCACCAACUACCAGCUGUACCACAGCAAGGAGAUCCAUGCCGACCAGAAUGUAACCAUAGAUAUAUUCCUGGAAGGCAAAGGAUUUGCCCACUUUCAGAUGAACGUCUUCUACAACGUUGAGAGCACAAGCCGGGAUCCCACAGAGAAGCUCCAGGCUGGGACUGAGGCCUUCUCCCUGGACGUGGUGGUGCUGGAAGCGCUGGACGACCGGGGAGACAGACACCAUACCAUGGUGGUGUCCAUAUGCACUCGUGUCCUUGUGACGGAUGGGAUAAAUCCGACGGGCAUGGUCCUGUUAGACGUGGGUCUGCUCAGCGGGUUCCUCCCACUUGGAUUGCCUUCUGUUGAACCCAUCUGGAAGGUGGAGACCCCCCCCGGCAGGGUGGUCUUUUACCUUUACGGGCUCCCCUUAGAUGAGGUUUGCAUCAACGUGACGCUCACAAGCAGAUGGAUGGUUGCCCGCGUGCAGGACGCCACGGUGCGCGUGUACGACUACUAUGAGCCCGGACGAGGAGCCAUGAGGACGUAUAACUCUGAGCGCAUGAAGGUCAUGGACUCCUGCAGCUUCUGCGGUAGGGACUGCAGUCGUUGUCGAGCUGGGAUCUCCCUCGUUUCCUCCACCAUCUCGUUGCAUUCUCUCGGCAGCGCCCCCUGCUGCCUGGGCUGUUUAUUUGCUCUCAUAACCUUGUUAUUUGUCUAGACUUGACUUGUAUGGGAUUAAUGUAAAUCUAUGUAUUUGCACUGGGGCAAUAUGUAAAACUGACACCAAAUUCUUUGCUAGAAAAUAUGUAAGUGUAUGAUUACGGACAACUAUCCAUCCGAGUCCUAUGUUUUUUUUUUGAUUGGUUGAGAAUGUUUUGUGAACAUUAACAGAAGAACUGUUUUCAGCAUAGUAAUAAAUCAACUGCUGCUUCAUAAGAUACACGGAAAAUAAACAAUAUACCAUCUUGCCAUAUACCUUGGCGGAACAAUUCAACUUUCUGAGAGUGUUUCAACCUAAGCAAGGUCUCUGGACAUAUUUCGAUCGUUGAUUAUUCCUUGUUGAGCAUAGUGUGAAAUGGUGUGAUGGGUAAGGGUACAACGUGUGAUUGGUAUUCACGCUUACUAUGUACAUAAUAAAGGACAGAUGUAUUGAACAUAACGUCUAAUGAUUUAUCCUUAGUUCGGAAGCUUCCUCUUUGCCUCAUGAGAGCCUCUCAUGAGGUAUCGUAGUCAUGUCUUCAGGAAAACCUGUUUCUACUCUGUUAAUGUUUAGUGGAAGUACCUCCUCUCCUUUCAUUAAAAAACAACACACAGUUAAUCAACCAAUAAGGAAGAAAAAAAAAGGGCAUGGAUAUAUUCUGUUAAACAAAUUGUUUGGAUAACCCCUACCCUUUUCGUACACUUAAUCUAUGUAUAUCAACGCUCAGUUUGUGUAAUUAACAUCAAAAUAUAUUUGAAUGGAUACAUUUAUCGAGCCAAGUGACAACAUGUAGUUGGACACUAAAGUAUGUGGUUUUUCUUUUCCCACAUGAGAGCAAGAACUUAACUGUUAUUUCAGUUUAAGUGUACAUUUGAUCAUGCAGAGAUUUGAUUAGCCCAGUGGACAAGGCGAUGGGAAGAGCGAAGACGCUACAGUGCAACUUUAAGACACUAGAUGGUGGACUUGUCUACCUUUUCCCUGGAAGCUUUGGAGUUGAACCCUGAUCCCAGCUCAAAGGGAAGCAAUGAUAGAAUCGCAAUGACGCAGGAAAUCAGGAAAUAUUUAAAGGCUGUUUAGACAUCCAAGAUUGAGUGAUAAAAGGCUCACCAAACAUCGGUCCGGCAAUACUGAUAAGGGAAACACAAAAAUGUGUUUUGGGAGCUACCAUGUCUUCUCAUCACAAUUGUAUAUGAAUGAAGGGAAAGGUGGCUCUUUAAAUAUCGAAUGCAAUAUUUCCUGCACCUCAUUUCAGUGCUCCCAGAGAGAGGGUGUGACGCUAAAUACGAGCCCACUUACUGUGGGUACCCACCCCACGCCCCAAGCAAACGUCUACCCACCGGUGAUGUUAUGGUUCGGCAAUGCCUAAUGAUGCUGCGUUAGUGUGCGCGUGUGUGUGCGUGUGUGUGCAUGCAUGUGAGUGUGCGUGUGUCUUUGUGUGUGUGUGUGUGUGUGUGUAAGUGAGGGCGAGACAUAGACAGAGAUAGGAUCUUAGAACCCCAAGGAACAACUAUGUAGUAGAAGCAAUAAUGUAUUUCCCUCCCCCUCCCCACACACACACACGCACGCGCACACACAACCGCACACUCACACACAUUGCAUGUAAAAAAGUGUGCAUCCUCUGUUGUAGCAGAGAUAAUUCAGAAGCCUGUCAUCUCAAAGCUCAUGGCGUUUAUGGAGCCUAUAGGCCGUGACAUUGUUGCUCUUUUUGAGUAAAAGAGGGCUUGUAUAAAAUAGGGGCCCUUGAGAGGAGCCCCGUGAAGCCGUAUGGAUAUUUAAUCAUUUCAGUGCUGCUGCAGCGGCUCUUCUACGAGUCUGCCGGCACGGAGACGCAGACGUGGGGCACACAGCCAAACUGUGUUGUGUUAAGGGUAGACACACUGCUGUGUGGACCAAAGCCCUCAGGACCUCUGGCAGGGACUCUGGUGGCAAGGGUUCGGGUCAAACAGAAGAUGAUAGGACUUUAUCAUUGUCGAUACUCCAAAAUACUGUUGGUUAGAUAAAAUACAACGUCACUGCUAACACUUACAAUUCGAUUUGUGUUUCAUCAAUAGGGCUCUGUGGUGUCGAAUGCUAUUUCAAACAAUCAGGAAGAGCAACCUCUUUGUGCUUAACAGGGUUAACAUGUCGCAAUAAAAGUCAAAUGAAAUGUUCCCUGAGAGAAUUGGCUAGUGAAAAUAUAAAUUAUUUAUUGUUUAUUAGCUUAGGUUUCCUGUUCAAACUGAAUUGACAGGCGGGAAUAAACAGUGAAAAUCCUAGCCAGAUAUUUAUUAUUAUUUAUUGUUAGCCUAUUUCAUAGUUUACUUCCCCUGCACAUAUAACAGUUGGAGUUGAGGACAUAGAUAAACGGUUACGAUAUUAUGUUUUAACCACCUUUAGCGAUUUUAAGCUUCAAUGGAACAGGCUACGACACAGUAGCCUGUGUAUGUUUAGGUGGCCAACAGCUGAUCAAUCACCCCUACAGGACCCUGUAGACUUCAAAAGUUUGCACUCAUUAGUACCAAAUACGGAGUGAAUAUGUAUUAAACAUAUAAACCCUAGUACAGAUUACUUUCACAUGUCAAAGAAAGGAGGGAAUCCGAUUGCAUGUGGGAUGCAUUAGGCUCAGAUUCUUGAGGUCCGAAUACUGCUUUAUCUCCAUCUUGGACUAAUAUCAAUGUUACUAUGCGUGCAUAUCUGAAAGUUAUCUGAAGCAUAAAAGAACACGCACGCUAAAAAACGUC